AUGCACCAAAGUGUAUCUGAACUCGCCGACAUCUCGAGCGCAUCAUCUUCGCGAAACGUCGGCACCUCCAGGUCAAGCAAGCGCUCCAGGCUCUCAUCCGCCGACUCGACCGCCUCCGCAAAUUCCCACCAAGCUACGUUCACGACACGUCGACCAGGUCUAUCGACAAAGGAUGCUCCUCCAACACCGCCGCAUACGGUCACCAUUGAUUCUGACAUUGGCGAUCUCGAGUCCAUCCUCGAGUCGGUCCCUCUGCUGCAGUCCCGCUCCUGUCGCACCCCACAGCUCUCCGACCCUGGCCCUCCGUCUUCGCAGACCAACUCGUCCGCGCCCGCUUUUGACGAUGUCUUCGUACCCGCCGGCCACGCCCACUAUGCUCCCUUGAACGAGGUCGCAGUUUCGUCGACUCUUGUAAUUCACAAGCAUCUCGACCUCAUGUUCCCGGAUGAUGGCUCCAAAUACUUCAAUCUCGACGAUCACUGUCCUGGCGAGCCGCUUCGUCACCCCGAUCCAAGUCUCAUGUUCCGUUUACUUCACCUCUACGAGCAGAACGUUCAUCCAUUGAUCAAGGUGGUCCAUCUGCCUUCCGUCCGGGAGCGCUUCUGCGACGUCUCGGCGGAUCCCAGCUCCGCCAAUGCUCACGACAAUGCGCUUAUGUUUGCCAUCUAUACCAUCACCGUCAACACGCUCACUGGGGACGAGUCUGCUCGGCUCUUCCCCAACACUCACUGCAGGGACGUCUGGGAAAACUUUCGACGCAAUACGCAAACUGCGCUGUGUAGGGUCGAGCUCUGGCGAUCGUCUCACAUUGUCGCGAUUCAAGCCUACCUAUUGUACCUGUUGACACUCAACAAGGACGUUGAUCCGCGCGCAUUUGGGAUUUGCUCCGGCAACGUGGGCAGGAUGGUGCAGCGGCUGCUAUCGUUGCACAACAAACGUACCACGCUCGCCUCGGCACCGACCAAGGCCGUCAAUCAAGAAAUGGGCACCCGGCUGUGGUGGGAGAUCCUGGUGUGCGAUCUGCGCGCAUGUGAAAAGUCGGGCAUCGCCUUCAACCCCACGCUCGCCACUGCCACGACUGUCUUGCCGCGCAAUGCACCGGACUCGGACCUGGAGCAGCUAGCUAGAUCAGCAGUGCCUGUUCCGAGCGCAGCGCUGGAUGUUCCCAACAGCGAAUGCCUGUUUCUUCUGCUUCGCUGUGAAAUCGCACAGUUCCAACUUCAUCCGCCGUGGUCGCGGCAGCACCCUGAACACCAUCUAAGCAGCCAUCUCUUCCGCUCCACUGCCGCCUACAAACGGCUCUGGGACUCGAACGGCCGGCGUUCCGAUCCAUCCAGCCUGACCUGGCGCCUGGCAGCGGUGGAUGCCUUCGACAUGUACAUUGUCAAGCGCUACUUUGACCGCCCCGAGACGGCCACCAGCAUCUUGAUGCAAUACGCCCAACACCACGCUCACAUGUGGGUCAAGAAGAUCCGGCUGUUCGUGCAUCUCAACCAGCGAAGUGUCGAGCACGAUGCCGAGGUGAUCCGGAUCUGUACGGUUCAUGUGCAGGAGACGGCCAAGCUGAUCGGCGACGACCGAUUUGUGCGCUUCCAGUGGUAUACGUAUCAGCAGCUGCCCUUCUUUUCGUUUGUGAUCCUCUUGGAUCUGCUACGGCGGCACACGACAGGAAAGCUGGUCGAUCAGGCCUGGACGGCGAUUGCGAGCAGCUCGGUCAUCUGGCGACCGGACAUCGCCACCGUCAGGUUAAGCAAAAUUGAAAGUCUCGCUGCUGGCGUUUCGGGCGACACAAGGUCGUCAAGUAGCAAAUCGAUGCCCAAUGGCGGCACGCCGAACAUUUACGCUGACCAGGACCGCAGAAAACUGCAGGUUCGCAGCACGAUGCUGGCAGCACUCAUGGUGGCAGCGUGGGAGAAGCGUGCCCAGGCACUCGCUGCUGCAUCCGCAGCCGAGUCGGCCGACGUUAUAGAGGAACCAGCCAUCGUAAGCGCCAUGCGCAGCGCGGCAGCGAUGAUCUUCCAGCCGGCCCCUGGGGCUGAUGGCACAGAACCCGACUCACAGGGACCCUCGGGAACGGCUGCAGCGGGCGGCGGCGGCGGCGGCGGCGCUGAUCGGCGCUCAGCCCACCAUGUCGGCGCGAACAAUAGCCACCCGCUUGACGGUCAGUGGACGGGUGGUGCAACGGACCCAACUGCUUUCACUGCUUUCCUCGACCCGUCGUUGGGAACAUCAUCUGCAACGGCGUUCGACGACAUGCUGCACCUCAACUCUCUGCUGCAGUCGAGCGUGGAUCUGGACUGGAGCAGCUGGUUCAAUCCGAGUUGGGCGUCGACGCCGGGCUCGAUCGGUCAGAUGGCGUCGCCUGCCAACUUCUUGCCGCCGCUGUGA
Sporisorium graminicola is the source of this 2388-nucleotide messenger RNA. RefSeq lists its product as uncharacterized. Gene Ontology annotation, molecular function: zinc ion binding; DNA binding. Gene Ontology annotation, biological process: DNA-templated transcription. The record is from RefSeq and is a predicted model, not a curated record. The coding region runs from base 1 to 2388 and encodes 795 amino acids. NCBI's taxonomy places the organism in Eukaryota, Fungi, Basidiomycota, Ustilaginomycetes, Ustilaginales, Ustilaginaceae. The transcript has a single exon.